Molecule: messenger RNA, 354 nt
Organism: Tarenaya hassleriana
Lineage: Eukaryota; Viridiplantae; Streptophyta; Magnoliopsida; Brassicales; Cleomaceae
Product: CLAVATA3/ESR (CLE)-related protein 45-like
Exons: 1
Coding region: 1-354 (117 amino acids)
Source: RefSeq, a predicted model, not a curated record
AUGCCGGCUUUCAGUACUCAUCGUAUGAUGCUUUUGCUUCUUCUUCUAUUACAAGCAGACAGCAAGUACGCGGUUUUAGGGUUUAGAGGUAGAGAGUUUUUCCAUGGACAAGUACAGGGAGAGAGAACAGAAACUCAUCAGACAGAUGAAGUUUCUGACCUGACGACCACUGGUUCUCAUCUCAGGCUCAGCCAUGAAGAUGGAGGGAUGCUCAUGCAGAGCCGGCGUGUGAUUGAGGAGGUCGACCGGAGUAAAAUGGCGCAAAAACCAAAUAAGAAGGCAUAUGAUCGGUACCGAUGUUCGAGGAAGAGACGUGUAAGAAGAGGAUCAGAUCCUAUCCACAACAAAUCUUGA